Messenger RNA from Engraulis encrasicolus (European anchovy), 4378 nucleotides. RefSeq names its product choline kinase alpha (gene chka). Gene Ontology annotation, cellular component: cytoplasm. The coding region runs from base 430 to 1686 and encodes 418 amino acids. The record is from RefSeq and is a predicted model, not a curated record. The transcript is spliced from 12 exons. Gene Ontology annotation, biological process: phosphatidylethanolamine biosynthetic process; CDP-choline pathway. Gene Ontology annotation, molecular function: choline kinase activity; ethanolamine kinase activity. NCBI's taxonomy places the organism in Eukaryota, Metazoa, Chordata, Actinopteri, Clupeiformes, Engraulidae.
ACUCGUGUUAUUUCUUGGGAUGUCACUUCUGAUUUCAGUGUACAAAUCCAGCUACACAGUUCAGGAGUAUUGUGAUUGGUUUGAAGGUGGGAGGGCUGUGCCUACAUUAUCCAAUAGAAGAAGAGCACGGGCGUGGUUGUAUGACGUACACGUAAACACCUCCAUUUCAACAAUUCUGUAAAAUCCAGUGCAACAUAUGUUUCAGAGUUAGUUGUUAACUGGCUUGAUUCGUUGAGCGUAGCUGAGUAAAACCUGCCCGCGAGUUUUCUACGAAUUCAUUGUAACGGCGUAUCACCCUUUACUUAAACGUACAAAAAAUCUCUUCGCCUCUCUUCGUCUAUCCUACAGCAUUCUGCACGCGCGCAUCGAGGUUCUCAGCUCCAUUCAAACCAUAAAUAAUCAAGGCAAGCGUUUAUAUUCGCGAAGAAGAUGAAGACUAAGUUCAUAAAUGGGGUUUCGUCCUCUCCCUCUAUGUCAUUGGACUUACUGGUGACAGAGAGUUCACUCGAAGUGCAGGCAGAUGCUGAGAAUGACUGCAAAGAUGUAAUUCGCCAGGACGAGCCCGACCAGCAGACAAAGCAUAAGGCGUUUCUGUGGUGCAGAGAAUUUCUCCACGGAGCAUGGAAAUCUCUGACUGAAGAUGCUUUUAAGAUCACAAUUAUCAGGGGUGGUCUCAGCAACAUGCUCUUCCUGUGUGCGCUGCCAGAGCACAUCCCCAGCGUAGGAGACGAGCCCCGAAACGUCCUGUUACGCAUCUAUGGAGCCAUCCUGCAGAUGUCGUGUAAUAAAGGGGAGCCAGGACAGUCAAACAAAGAAAAUCACUUUCAAGGUGCGGAGGCCAUGGUGCUGGAGAGUGUGAUGUUUGCCAUUCUGGCGGAGCGUGAGCUGGGACCCAGACUCUACGGCAUCUUCCCUCAAGGCAGGCUGGAGCAGUUCGUCCCUAGCCGUAAGCUGGAUGCAGAGGACUUGAGUAUCCCCAGCAUAUCUGCUGAGAUCGCAGAGAAGGUGGCCAAGUUCCACGGCAUGAGGAUGCCCUUCAACAAGGAGCCCAAGUGGCUCUUUGGCACCAUGGAAAAGUAUAUGACCCAGGUGCUGAGUCUUACCUUCGUCAGGGAGUCUCACAUCCGCAAGGCCAACCGGCUCAUGAGCUACAACCUUCCCCAGGAGAUGGAGAACCUGAAGACUCUGUUGGAGGCAACUCACUCUCCAGUGGUCUUCUGCCACAACGACUGCCAGGGAGGGAACAUCUUGCUCCUGAGUGGCCGUGAGGACUCUGACAGACAGAAGCUCAUGCUGAUCGACUUUGAGUACAGCAGCUACAACUACAGGGGCUUUGAUAUCGGGAACCACUUCUGUGAGUGGAUGUACGAUUACAGCCACGACAAGCCUCCCUUCUUCAAGGUGAACGCCAAGAACUACCCCACCAAAGCCCAGCAGCUGCAUUUCUUUGGCCACUACCUGUCUGAGUGUGACAAGGGCUUUGCCAACCUGAGCAGUGCCGACCAGCUGAAGCUUAAAGAGAAGAUGGUGGACGAAGUCAACAGGUUUGCUCUGGCCUCACAUUUCUUCUGGGGCCUGUGGGCAAUGAUCCAGGCCAGAAUAUCCACCAUCGAGUUUGGAUACAUGGAGUACGCCGUGACCAGGUUCGAUGCCUACUACGAGCUGAAGAAGAAACUGGGGGUGUAAGCGGCGCGGCGUUGGUUUGGAGUGUGGAGUGGAGUGGAGUGGAGUGGAGUGGAGUGGAGGAACCUCCCUCUUUGCUCUGCAAGGGGGACCAGUCAAGGGUGUUGUAGACGGGCGUAGUAGUGGCAGCUAGGGACACAGGCCAAGCAUCUUGAAGCAUCUCUUUCUCUGACAAACUACUGGAGAUGUUCUCCAUCCGUACUUGGCCGAUGCUUCCUGCUCCCUACUCAAGACACUUCCCUGCACCCUAAUGAGGACGCUUGCUGGAUUACUGGAUGUUCAGCUUAUACCAGCCGAUGGCCCACGCUACGCCUUCCUCUGUCUUGCAGUGUUUACAAUCGACACACCCUUAACACGCCAUGCACUUGCAAAACGCCAUCAAUACACACAAAAAAGUAUUCAUGCUGUCUUCUCUGUACUAAAAGGUCAUGCUUAAGCUGUGAGGUUGAUGCAUUUACUUACAAUCAGAAGAAAGUUAAAAAAAAUGAUAGAUGAGCAAUUUUCCAAAUGCCAGUGUUGGUGGAAGGACAUUCCUGAUCCACUUUUGCUGCGUCUUAUUGCUUAUCGUGCAUCUUAUCUGGCUGCAUAGCGCUAUCUUUGCAGCGCCAUGAUAGCAGACGCACUUUGUAGAGCUAAGGUUGCCGGCAAUGAAAGGAAUAUCUACACUACAUAAACACCCAGAGUUUAGCUGCUCUAACCCUUCAUCAUGCAUCCUAGCAGAACUCUCCAUAGUCCAUAUCUUCCUAAAUAGCUGACACAUCUCCUCUCCUCUGGCUGUGGCUCCUCUCUGCUGGUUUACCUCUUGACUUCCCAAAUUGAUGCAGCCUGUGAUGUAGCUUACAGGGUGCAUGCUGUAUACUGUGUGCUGCGGAAUAGGGAUUUGAUAGUGCAUUUGAUAGUGUGUACAGUGAAACAAUUGAGAAAACCUCUUACAGUAUAGGUGAAGCUGAUAGGUAACCUCCCACAAAUAUAUAUUAAACAUUUCAAAGGCCUAAUUAAUGGAAAUAUAUAAACAUGUCAAGGACCCUAUUCCUGUCAAUAUUAAAGUGUGGUGAUGAUACAAGCAAAAGACUAAAGCAGAGCCCAGUGCCACACAGCCCAGUCCCCCAUCUCUAAAGCAGAGCUACGGUAUGUGCCACAGUUCCCCAUCUCUAAAGCAGAGCGAUACAGCCCAGUCCUGCAUCUCUGUUGCCAAGUGCUGAUGUUUACACCAUGGGUAUCAGAUCAUUUGUUUUUCGCUUUCAAGGUCCGCAAACAGGCAAGACAAAAAUAAAUAAACUAGCCUCAGCUCCCUCCUCCUGUAAACUGUAAAAAUAGGCUAAAAAUAGAUGUCUGCUGCCUUCUCUAGUCGACCUCCUCUAAAAUCACCCAUGAGAUUAGUUAAUAAGUACAGUAGCCCUAUAGUUCUACUGCUGACUGGAGAAUGAGCCAAGUUUACCUUUUUUUGUACAGGUGUUAUGUUAAAUACAGUCAGUGAGACUUUAAAGUGAUGAAAUGUACAAUGUACAGUUGUGGCAUUUGUAAAAAGUGAUGGAGGCUCUUCUGACAUCAUCAUGAGGGAAAAUUAUGGUGUUGAAUGUUUUAUUAUUAUUUCUCUGAAAUCUUUUGCCUACUCGGCAAGAGCUGAGUGAUAGAACUGUCUUUACUUGAUCAUGUGUUCAUCUUAUGUGAUGCCACUGACUUCAUUUAAUCUUUACAAAAACUGUGACAAGUCUUUUACUUUCUUGUACUAUACAAUUUAAUAUGUCAUGUUUAACAGUUGUACUUUUUAUAUACCGUAGGUAAACAUUUAUUCAAUCAUGUUAUGACAUUGUUGAGGUAGCUCGAGCCUGUUGCUAACUACUAUGUCAAUGGCACUUUCCAUGACAGUAUGUACGUACACGUGUUUUGUUGUAUUUUUUUUUUCUAAAUGCGAAUUUUAUAUUUUUCCUGCGAUGGAAGAUCUAUUUUUCUUAAUAAGAAAGUUCUCUCUUUCCUCGUUGAAAUGAGUCUAUUUUCCUCUUGUGAAAGCUUCCGUUGGCGGUCAUUUAGUAAAUUUGUCAUUCCUCACAAUAUUUACACUUAUUUUCAGAUCGUUACACAAUGAAGUAUUUUUUAUACCAUAGCCAUCUCAAACAUCCAGUUAGAGCGUGAACAUCACAUUAGUAUCAGUUAUUGACACUGUACUCUGUACUAUGACAGGUCACAAUCACUCUGUCUAGCUGUGAAAUUCCUGUACAAUUCCUUCAAUGCUGUACAAAUCCAGAGCUGCUUUGUGACGAUGACACUGAAUGUAAAGAGAACCUUUUUAUGAAAGGUUCAAAUGUACCCACUUUAAACGCAAUGUACAAAUUCAAAAUGACCCCUGUGUUUCUCUAUCACUUUCUCUAUCUCUCUCUUUCCUGUCUCUGUUCCUCUCUCUUGACUCGCCCUUUCUUUCUGUUUCUCUAUGGGCCACUAUGUAUGCAAUCUUUACCUGUGUAUGCCAGGUAGACUGACCAUAGCUGUAGCCGUCCUGCUGUAACUUGUAUGCGAGAGGACCAGAAAAGGGAUGGCGAAAGCUCAGCUUCUUGGUAGCAAGCAUUUACUGUACCGUACUGUACUAGAAAGCAUACACUAUCACAAUGCUGUACUGACAUGCAUAUACUGUACUCUAAUGUACUGUUCUGUCCCAGUUCUUGCUUUGCACAUAUAAUCAAUAAAGAGUUGUAAUCAA